Penicillium concentricum is the source of this 228-nucleotide messenger RNA. RefSeq lists its product as uncharacterized. The transcript has a single exon. Bases 1 to 228 code for a protein of 75 amino acids. NCBI's taxonomy places the organism in Eukaryota, Fungi, Ascomycota, Eurotiomycetes, Eurotiales, Aspergillaceae. The record is from RefSeq and is a predicted model, not a curated record.
AUGAGCUCCCGGCCCCGAAGUAUGAGUCGUUCCAGCGGUGACGGGUCCGAUCAAGAACACAACCAGGAGUCCAUCAAUUACACAGAUCAUUCGGCAGUUACCAACCGCGGUGCACCGGCACGUCACUCCCGCCGCCAGCGGUCCGAGUAUCGAUCAUGGAAUAGGGCGAGCGACAGACCGACCAAGGGAACAACGGGGUCAAAGUAUCGAUCCACCUCGAAACAUUGA